UCAAAUCGUUUCGCUGCCGCUAUCAGUGGAUGCCGCGUGAUGCCUCCAGCGAACCAGACAGUGGCCCACUGCCCCUACGGGGAAGUUGGGGGUUGCUUGGGCUGCUGGCGUUUUAGUGGACUCUGCUCGCGGAUUACAGGGGACGACAGGCAGAGUGCGUGGAGAUGCUAGCGCAACGGGGCAGGUGGCGCAAGCGAAAUCGAAAAGCAGGCCGCCCAUUGGCUGGUGCGACUGCCCACCUCGUAACAUGCAAAAGGUACAUUGGAUACUGCACAUGGACUGUUGCAGCGAGCGACGGCUGGUGAUGCACCGAACGAUACAGUUCUGUUCCAUUAGCAUUGAUGGACAUGGACCUGCACGUCCAGCCUCAUGGCGAGCAAGGAAGAACACGGUAGCGCUGAUCACUGCUACACCAGGUCUAGAUGCCUCGACCCGGGAUCGCUGGGACUGUAUUGGCGCUGCUCGCUCUUCACCAGUCGGAAUACAUGGACGAAUCGAGGUGGCAUCGGUCCUUCGCUGCAUCCAAGGGAUCUCGCUCCAAAUCCAAAGGACCCAGCAGGGGAGGGAGCCUUGCCUUGCCUUGCCUUGGUACUCGUGUCAGCACCAUCACACCGCUGGCACUUUGGGUACCUGUACUUGUUCCUGUACCUACUCAACUCGUACUCUCUUUCGUCUUGGUGCGGGCACUUGGAAGCAUGCAGUCGAGCAAGGGACUGGAUUCCUAGUACCUGCCCGCCUCGCCUCGCCAAACUGUUUGGCAUCCCCAGCUAAAAGUACUAGCGACGAUCUACUGGACAGGCUUCCCACGGCUUGUUCAACGAUCCGUAUUGCAUCAUCGCAUCGUGUUCGUUAUACUGUAACAUCUGAUGGCAUUGUUUUACAGACAGACAGACGACUUGAGAAGCUACAUGCAUGAACCACUUGUAAAUUCAACUGAACUGAUACAUAAUAGCCAGACCUGCUCAGGCUUGCCUGACUGGCCAUCUCCAUCCCACGAUGAACCCUUACUCGUGUCAGGC
Trichoderma harzianum CBS 226.95 is the source of this 1019-nucleotide messenger RNA. RefSeq lists its product as hypothetical. The record is from RefSeq and is a predicted model, not a curated record. The coding region runs from base 248 to 916 and encodes 222 amino acids. The transcript has a single exon. Lineage: Eukaryota; Fungi; Ascomycota; Sordariomycetes; Hypocreales; Hypocreaceae.